Molecule: messenger RNA, 3396 nt
Organism: Tuber melanosporum (Perigord truffle)
Lineage: Eukaryota; Fungi; Ascomycota; Pezizomycetes; Pezizales; Tuberaceae
Exons: 3
Coding region: 1-2667 (888 amino acids)
Biological process (GO): protein localization to vacuolar membrane; vacuole inheritance; positive regulation of phosphatidylinositol biosynthetic process
Cellular component (GO): PAS complex; fungal-type vacuole membrane
Source: RefSeq, a predicted model, not a curated record
AUGUCGGCCGCGAGGGCAGCGGUAAAUAAUAGAGGCUCUGGAAGUGUAGCGGGAACUGGUAAUGGUGUUCCUGCUGCGGGCAAUGGUGGUGUAGAUUUAGGAGGGGGCGAGGGGGGCGGGAGUGGUGCAGAGCUCGACGGGCAUUCGCACGACAGGAUCAAUAGCGAGUUAGCAGACGCGGAGAAACAUUCUAGGGACUCUUCACCCAUGCGUAGGAACACAUCAUCUGCCGGGCUCUCUGACAGCAAUACUUCCACUUCCACUCUCAAAAAGAACAGGAAGCCUAAUGCCGUGAGAUCAGCCACGCCGUCACGAGAAACCUCCCCUACACGCUCGGGCGCGCUUGCGGCUGGUUCGUCCAGAAACGCCCAACUGCAAUCUCAGCCAGAUCUCCAUCAACCACGACCCCACCGCCCUUUGGCGAACGCUCCUCAUUGGCCUCCAUCGACCCGGUUAGCUGUAACGAGGACUCCUCCCCCAGACUCUCGAUCACCUGCCCUCUCCCCGCAGAAGAAGGGCGACCGAACUAAUUACAGCACUUUAACCGGCGUUCCCCAGUCUGUUCAUCUCUUACGGGAAGGAAACUCGGAGGAUCUUGAGGAGUCUGGUUUGGCAUCGGGCAUGAGGACUCCAAGGAGCAACAACAGCCCGGCGCUGGAGACUGUUGUUGAAAGCAGCUUGCCGACGACACCAGCAAUCAACACCAGCAAAACCUUGACGGAACAAGUGGCAGCCCUGAUUAAUCGACAACAGCACAAUACAAUUCCCGAAGAGCCAGAAGGGGAAAAGUCGGGUGCUAGAGGGACAAGGAAGUAUAGAACUGGCUCGAUAGCGUCUUCAAUAGCGCCACGAUCGCAAGCGGAAUCCGAAUCCGAGUCAGGCUACAAGAGCGAGGAGAAAGCAGCUUAUGCCAACAGCAAUAACAAUAGUAGAGCUCCACCUCCAUUGAAAGGGUUUGCCAGAAGACCUGCAGUCAUGGGAGGGGAUAACUUUUCGAGGAAUAUGACGGUGGAAACGGAAACAGUAAGCUCAGUUCCACAGGUCGCUGUGGGAGCUGCUGGGGUGCCUGGGGGGGCAAGUAUCAGGAGCAAGAAGAGCAGCGAUACAAUACGAGCACCUAAGAAGGAGAAGAAGAAACCACCGAAACGUACUGGAGGCGGAGGGCCUGCUAACCCAUCGAGCAAAGCGGACUUGUUCGCAAGGAGAGUCGCCGAGGCAGUUGACGAGGCAAAUUCAUCAGAUUCCGAGGAAACCUUUGUCUACGAAUCGAAUCCCCCUGAAGCGCAGCAGAGACCUACCAGCAGAUUCCAUUCACGAACCCCGAGCGCAACAUCGAUACAAGGGGGACCAGAUCCUCAGGGAUUGCGAUUACCUCUGCUUAGUUCGAUGGAUGGAAACCAGAGCACUAGGAGAGGUAGGAUGAAAUUCGCCAGUGCUUCGGUGAGUGGUAAUACCAAUGUGGCAAGUGAUGGGACAACGGGGGAAGCAAGCGGUGACAGAGCGGGAACGGGAGGGUCAGGGCCACCAACAGCAAUUGGGGGAGCUGGUGGUUCAAGGUCGGAGGGGCAGUCAGGUUCUGGACAGAAGGAAAAGGGUGGGAGUUCUAGGGGUCAGAAUGGGAAUCGAGGUCUGCUUCUGGAGGAGUCUCCGUUUUCAUCUUCACACAAAUCAUCAACACAUCCUCCGCGUCCCGGUUCGACUUUACCCCCUCGACAGUCGACAUCAGGUCGUCAUGGUUCCGGUUUACGGAAUGGGGGAAAUGGAUAUGGCUCGAAGAAGUUACCACGGGGAUGGGCGUCAUACGAGGCUGAUGGGGAAGGUGCUGGUGAUGAGAGGGUUCCUCUGAUUAAUCGGCCGGGCCGGAAUCAUCGCCACGGCCGCAGACCUGGCAGCGGAACUCUCCGUCAAUUGGAGCACAGUCAACUUCAACGCCGUGGAUGGUUCAGGACUUAUAUAUGCUGUAUUAUUGCAGUGUUUGCCGUCCUUCUGAUUAUGACUGGUGUGGGAGGGUUCUUGUUCGCUACCACCAAAGCCUUGCAAGAAGUCAAAGUCUUGGAGAUUACAGGAGUUUUGGUGAGCAAACAGGAACUAAUGCUGGAUCUCGUUGUCUCGGCAGUCAACCCCAAUGCCAUCCCGGUGGUAGUGGGUAACAUGGACGUCAACCUCUUUGCCAAGAGCGCUCACGUGGGCGAUGGCAAAGGCAAAGAUGAAGAUGGGAGGGAUGGUGAUGGGGAUGGGGAUGGAAGCGCAGGGGAUAAUGACCCAGAAGGAGACCCUUGGUGGGGACUACUUAGCAAAAGGAGGAAGAAGCAAGCAAGACGCACCGACCCGCCAGAGGAUCUCCCAGAGCAGGAUCGCCAAACAAUGCUCCUAGGUCGAAUCUUCUCAUUCGAUUCAGCCCUCUCCUUCGACGGCUCUCCCCUACGCCAUAGACACUCAAUUUCUGUUGGCGAGUUGCGCCUGGCGAAACCAGGCAACAAGACCGAGGAAGGAGGAACAGAACGCUGGGAACGAGUCCUCCAACACCCCUUCGAGCUCAUCGUUCGCGGGGUAUUAAAAUACCAAUUGCCUCUAAGUGGCCGUGUUAGAACCGCGCCCAUCGGCGCAUCGGUAUUGGUUCACCCUGAUGGUGCUGCGUCAGCCGUUAGCCCGGAGACAGUCCCGUAACCAAACGGUUUUAUGGGCGAUUAAAACAAGAAGUUUAUAUUUGAACACAACGCAGAGUAUCUUUUAGUUGGAGCAUGGAGUAGAAAAUGGAGUCUUUUUUUGCGGUCCUUUUUAAACACUGUUUUCUUUCCUUUGUCACUUUUUCUCUAGAUUGGGGGUGCGUUUGUUUGUUCUUUGGGAUAUCAUUGCGAUUGGUUGGUUCGUUGUUGGAGGUGAUGCUUUUUUUUUUUUUUUUGCUUCUCUUCCCUCUCUCAUUAUUUCUCUUAGCUGCUUACGCUUACCUUACUUUAUGGAUUUUCAUUUGUUCGAUGUGUUUUCCCGGAUGACUUUACUGGAUGGGUGAAUGGAUUUAUCUUUUUUUUUUUUUAUAAAUCGAUUGAUUGGUUGGUUGGUGUUGAAUUGCGAGAAAAAACAAAGUGAGGGGGGGUGGAAUAGGAAAGGAGGGAGGAGGGGAGGAGCUGGUAUGGUAUUUCCCUGUUGCUGACAGAGAGAAGUGUAUCGUAGCUGUUAUUAAUGUGCGGGGAUGGGAUCUCGGAGGACAGGGAUUUGGAUGCUUGAUGGGUGGGUGGAAUGAAACAUAAUGUUAUGGUUAGGGUCCUGUUCGGCAUGCCACGAAUACGAUACCAUGGUAUUUUCACUUUCAUGGUAUAUUAUUCUUAUAGUUAAUUGGGGCGUGUUCGGCAUACUACAAAUAACGUACCAUAUCGUGGUAUUUUUUAAAAAAAGAAA